Messenger RNA from Aspergillus homomorphus CBS 101889, 3807 nucleotides. Its product is annotated as condensin subunit SMC2. Bases 68 to 3607 code for a protein of 1179 amino acids. Gene Ontology annotation, biological process: chromosome organization. Lineage: Eukaryota; Fungi; Ascomycota; Eurotiomycetes; Eurotiales; Aspergillaceae. Gene Ontology annotation, molecular function: ATP hydrolysis activity; ATP binding; protein binding. The record is from RefSeq and is a predicted model, not a curated record. Gene Ontology annotation, cellular component: chromosome. The transcript has 6 exons.
CGGCAAACCCUCUCAUCUCCUAUGCACCCGGAACUGUAAUUGAUGGGGCAGAAUCGGAGUCGCAGCUAUGAGGAUCACAGAAAUUAUCAUUGAUGGCUUCAAAUCGUACGCCGUGCGUACGGUUAUCUCAGGAUGGGACGAUUCCUUCAACUCGAUCACCGGCCUGAACGGUAGUGGAAAAUCCAACAUCCUCGACGCCAUCUGUUUCGUACUCGGUAUCACGAACAUGAGCACCGUCCGCGCGCAGAACCUGCAGGAUCUCAUCUACAAGCGCGGCCAGGCCGGUGUCACCAAGGCCAGCGUCACCAUCGUUUUCGACAACCGCGACACGGCCAAGUCGCCGAUCGGCUUCGAGGAGUAUGCGACCAUCUCCGUAACGCGCCAGAUCGUCCUCGGCGGCACGAGCAAGUACCUCAUCAACGGCCAUCGGGCGCAGCAGCAGACCGUUCAGAAUCUCUUCCAGAGCGUGCAGCUGAAUAUCAACAACCCGAAUUUCCUGAUCAUGCAGGGAAAGAUCACAAAGGUGCUGAAUAUGAAGGCGGUCGAGAUCUUGUCGAUGAUCGAGGAAGCGGCGGGUACGCGGAUGUUCGAGGAUCGGAGGGAAAAAGCCGUGAAGACGAUGAGCAAGAAGGAACUCAAGUUGCGCGAGAUCGAAGACUUGCUCAAGGAGGAAAUCGAACCGAAGCUGGAGAAGCUCCGGUCUGAGAAGCGCGCAUUCCUGGAUUUCCAGCAGACCCAGAAUGACCUCGAGCGAUUGACGCGGCUGGUCGUUGCCCAUGACUACUUGAAGGGCAAUGAGCGGUUACGUGUGACGGGCGAGGAGUGCGAGAACAAGAAGAGAAGGGUGCAGGACCUUGAGGAUAGCGCAACGAAGCUCAAGGGCGAGAUUGCUCACUUGGAGGACGAUGUGAAGAGGGUCAAGGCCGCUCGUGAUAAGGAGCUCCGGAAAGGCGGCAAGUUCCAGGAGCUGGAAGAUCAAGUCAAGUCUAAUUCCCACGAGCUCGUUCGACUGACUACGAAGUUUGAUAUCAAGAAUAAUAGCAUCGCCGAAGAGAAGGACAAAAUGAAAGAGGCACAAAAGACAGUCAGCGACCUGGAAAAGGUCCUCAAGGAGAAAAAGGAAAUCUACGACAAGAUGCAGGCGGAAUUCGAUGCCGCAAGAGCAGAACUUGACGCUCAGACGUCUGAGGUGGAGCAGAAGGAAGAAUUGCUUCAGACACUACAGACCGGUGUUGCUUCGAAAGAAGGCCAAGAAAGUGGUUACCAGGGUCAGCUGCAGGAUGCUCGUAAUCGUGCCAGCGCAGCGGCCACGGAACAGGAGCAAGCCAAAUUGAAGAUUGCGCACCUGGAGAAGCGGAUCAAGGAGGAAGAGCCCCGAGCAAAAAAGGCGAAGGAGCAAAAUUCGGGCCUUCUUAAAGAACUGGAAGGCUUGAAGUCUCAAGCGAAGAGGCUGGAGGCUGAGCUUACCAGGCUGGGAUAUGAGCCAGGUAGAGAAGAACAGCUCAACCAGGAACAGGCGGAGCUGCAAAGACACAUCCGUGAGCUGCGCCGGAGGGCCGAUGAGCUCCAGAGGAAGGUCGCAAACAUUGAUUUCCAAUACGCCGACCCUCAUCCUCACUUCGAUCGGUCGAAGGUCAAGGGACUUGUGGCGCAGCUCUUUGCCCUGGACAAAGAGAAAGUCCAGGCCGCUACUGCGCUGGAAAUCUGCGCUGGUGGACGCUUGUACAACGUUGUUGUCGAUAGUGCCGAGACUGGUACGCAACUGUUGAAGAACGGCAGGCUUAAGAAGCGCGUAACAAUCAUCCCCCUGAACAAGAUUUCGUCCUUCAGGGCCUCCGCAGAGAAGAUUGGAGCUGCUCAGAAUAUUGCGCCCGGCAAGGUUGAUCUUGCCUUGUCGCUGAUUGGGUAUGAUGAGGAAGUUACUGCCGCAAUGAACUAUGUUUUCGGCAACACGUUGAUUUGUCAGGACGCUGAGACGGCUAAGCGCGUCACCUUCGACCCAUCUGUUCGAAUCAAGAGCGUGACCCUCGAGGGCGAUGUCUAUGACCCUUCAGGUACACUAUCCGGUGGUAGCUCUCCCAACUCGAGCGGUGUUCUUGUGACGCUGGGCAAGUUGAAUGAGAUCACCAGAGAAAUCCGCAGCAAAGAGCGACUCCUCGCCACAGUCGAAGACACCAUGAAGAAGGAGAAGAAGAAGCUUGAUGCAGCUCGCACAAUCAAGCAGGAAUUGGACCUCAAAACCCACGAGAUCAAGCUCACGGAAGAACAGAUCAGUGGUAACUCGUCUUCCACGAUCAUUCAAGCCGUCGAAGAAAUGAAAGCGAAUAUCGAGCAGCUGAAGAAGGACAUUUCCGACGCAAAAACUCGUCAAAGUGAAGCAUCCAAGGAUAUCAAGCAAAUUGAGAAAGACAUGAGCGAAUUCAACGACAACAAGGACAGCAAGCUGGCGGAGCUGCAAGCUUCCCUGGAAUCCCUUAAGAAGAAGCUUGCUAAGAACUCACACUCCGUCAAGACCCUUCAGAAGGAGCUUCAGAACUCAAGGCUGGAGUUGGAGCAGGUUGGCAGUGAUCUGUCAGCCGCAGAGGAGCAGAGCUCUGAAGCCGAAAACACAGUAAAGGCCCAGAUGGAGGAAGUCGAGUCAUUGAAAAGAGAACAGGCUCGGAUCAAGGACGCACAUGAUCUCGCACAGGCUCAGCUUGAAGACGAGCAAGCCAAGCUGACGGGCUUCGACAACGAGCUGCGUGAGCUUGAGGAGGCGAUGAAAUCUAAGAGCUCCCAGAUCACGGAAGGGGGCCUAGAAAUGCAGAAGCUGGGCCAUCAGCUGGAGAAACUACAGAAGGACCGGCAGGUGGCUGCGCAGACGGUUGCCCAUAUGGAAAAUGAGCAUGAGUGGAUUGCCGACGAGAAGGACAAUUUCGGACGAUCCAACACGCCCUAUGACUUCAAGAACCACAACAUUGCCGAAUGCAAGUCGACUCUGCGCAACCUUACGGAACGUUCCCAGGGUAUGAAGAAGAAGAUCAAUCCCAAGGUCAUGAAUAUGAUCGAUAGCGUGGAGAAGAAGGAAGCUGCGUUGAAGAACAUGAUGAAAACUGUUAUUCGGGAUAAGCGCAAGAUUGAAGAAACCAUCAUCAACUUGAAUGAAUACAAGAAGGAGGCUCUCCACAAGACAUGGACCAAGGUCAACGGUGACUUCGGUCAGAUUUUCUCGGAGCUUCUGCCGGGCAGUUUCGCCAAGUUGGACCCUCCAGAGGGCAAGGACAUCACGGAUGGUCUGGAAGUCAAGGUUUCUUUGGGUAAGGUCUGGAAACAGAGCUUGACAGAACUGAGUGGCGGACAGAGAUCUCUCAUUGCCCUCUCUCUUAUUAUGGCUCUAUUGCAGUUCAAGCCGGCUCCUAUGUACAUUCUGGACGAGGUCGAUGCGGCUCUGGAUCUUUCACACACACAAAACAUCGGUCGCUUGAUCAAGACACGGUUCAAGGGGUCUCAAUUCAUUGUUGUGUCGCUGAAGGAUGGCAUGUUCCAGAACGCCAACCGUAUCUUCCGCACGAGAUUUAGUGAGGGUACCAGUGUAGUCCAAUCCUUGACUGCUGCGGACCUCAAAUAAUCUCUUCCCGGCCAAAGACUCGAUUCUUCGUUUGUGCAUACUUCUUUUGGGCUAUUCUGGUUAGGGUCUGGGACACAGGAAGCGUUGACUUGAAUGACCGGGUCAUGGGGGUUUCUGGAUGAGGUGUUUUCGGAUGAUGUACAUGAUUCUUGAUGACUUUGCUGUUACAUUUCUUGUUGAUGAUAUUUGUUGAUAGUACC